This is a messenger RNA of Oncorhynchus tshawytscha (Chinook salmon), 1627 nucleotides long. Its product is annotated as guanine nucleotide-binding protein subunit alpha-14-like. Gene Ontology annotation, biological process: adenylate cyclase-modulating G protein-coupled receptor signaling pathway; phospholipase C-activating dopamine receptor signaling pathway; action potential. The record is from RefSeq and is a predicted model, not a curated record. Lineage: Eukaryota; Metazoa; Chordata; Actinopteri; Salmoniformes; Salmonidae. Gene Ontology annotation, cellular component: heterotrimeric G-protein complex. The coding region runs from base 108 to 1175 and encodes 355 amino acids. Gene Ontology annotation, molecular function: G protein-coupled receptor binding; GTPase activator activity; guanyl nucleotide binding. The transcript is spliced from 7 exons.
UGACAGGGAGGGAGGACGUUAUCUUGACCCGCAUCCCCCUGGUUGGAAUAAAAAUUAUUAUCCAUCUACCUCACUUUAUCUACGGACGGCUACAACACGGCACCAAUAUGGGUGAAUGCUGUAUGUCGGCUGAAGAAUUGGAGAGAAAUAAGAUACAUCAGGAGAUUGAGAGACAGCUUCGCCGGGACAAGAGAGAAUCUCACCGCGAGAUAAAGUUGUUGCUUUUAGGGACUGGUGAGAGUGGGAAGAGCACCUUCAUCAAGCAGAUGAGGAUCAUCCAUGGGACGGGCUACUCCGAGGAGGACAAGCGAGGCUUCACCAAGCUGGUGUACGGGAACAUCGUCAUUGCUGUUCAGAAAAUGAUCCAAGCCAUGAAGACCCUACGGAUUGAUUUCAAAGAUCACCAGAACAUUAGCCAUGCAGACAAGCUGAGCAGGGUGGAGGCAGACAUAUUGACCAACCUGGAACCAUGGCAGGUGGAUGGCAUCAGAAGACUGUGGAGUGACCAGGGCAUGCAGAAGUGCUACGAGCGUAGGAGGGAGUACCAGCUCUCUGACUCUACCAAAUAUUACCUGAGUGACCUGGACAGAAUCGCUGCGCCCUCAUACCUCCCCACUCUGCAGGAUAUCCUCAGGGUCAGGGUCCCUACCACUGGCAUCAUAGAGUACCCCUUUGACCUCAAGACUGUCAUCUUCAGGAUGGUGGAUGUUGGAGGUCAAAGGUCAGAGAGGAGGAAGUGGAUCCACUGUUUUGAGAGGGUCACCUCCAUCAUCUUCCUGGUGGCUCUCAGCGAGUACGACCAGGUUCUCUAUGAGAGCGCCAAUGUGAAUCGAUUAGAGGAGAGCAAAGCCUUGUUUACAACCAUCGUCACCUAUCCCUGGUUCCAGGAGUCCUCCAUCAUCCUCUUCCUCAACAAAACAGACCUCCUAGCAGACAAGAUCUUACACUCCAACUUAGCAGACUACUUCUCAACGUUCACUGGUCCACAGAGAGAUGCAGAGUCUGCUAAGAUGUUCAUCCUGAACAUGUACAAAGAGCAGCACAUAGGGCGUCACAAAUCUCUGUACAACCACUUCACCUGUGCUACCGAUACAGAGAACAUCAGAGUUGUCUCCAAAGCUGUCAGGGACACAGUCUUCCAAGAAAACCUGGAUCGGUUUGGGUUAGGGGUUUAGGACUAGUGUGGUCACGGUUAUAUGCUACAAACAUGUUAUUUUAGUUUGGGGUUACAGUUUUGCUACAGAAUAGCUGUGGUCGUGAAUAACACACUUUCUUACUAUAGCAGGACUUCAGUACCAUUGUGAUUUACACUGCCGUUCAAAAGUUUGGGGUCACUUAGAAAUGUCCUUGUUUUUUAAAGAAAAGCACAUUUUUUGUCCAUUAAAAUAACAUACAAUUAUUGUGAAUCUAAUGUACUUGUCCUCUUGCUCAGAGUUGACAUCGAGAACUCUCCAUAGAGACUGGUGUUUUGCGGGUCAACAGUGAAGCGGCGACUCUGGGUUGCUGGCCUUCUAGGCAGAGUUGCAAAGAAAAAGCCAUAUCUCAGACUGGCCAAUAAAAAUACUAAAUUAAGAUGGGCAAAAGAACACAGACAUUGGACAGAGGAACUCCGAGAACUGCCUAGAAG